Pochonia chlamydosporia 170 is the source of this 846-nucleotide messenger RNA. Its product is annotated as mitochondrial outer membrane protein (Sam35). The record is from RefSeq and is a predicted model, not a curated record. Gene Ontology annotation, cellular component: SAM complex. Gene Ontology annotation, biological process: mitochondrion organization. NCBI's taxonomy places the organism in Eukaryota, Fungi, Ascomycota, Sordariomycetes, Hypocreales, Clavicipitaceae. The coding region runs from base 1 to 846 and encodes 281 amino acids. The transcript has 3 exons.
AUGGCCACAACCACCUCAUCCAGCAUAUUCACCAUUCCCACCCCCAUCCGCUCCCUCUUCAACCUCUUCCCCCUUCAAACCUACGACGCAGAACCCCUCCCCGCCCGCUCGCCCUCCGAAUCCCGCACCCACGCCAAACUACACAUCUUUUCGAUCCCCGAAGACGCGCUCCUCAACCGACCCAGCUUCAACCCAACAUGUCUAAAAUGGCAGACGUACCUCCGCAUCGCCAACAUACGAACCGACCUCAUCCCCUCCACAAACCACGCCUCCCCAUCCGGCUCGCUACCAUACCUCCUCCCCCCGUCCACCGACUCGAGACCAGACAUUCCACUCACAGGACACCAAAUAUCACAAUACGCACAAAAGAACUCUUCCCUUCGAGAUGCGCCCUCCCCAAAAGCAGAAGCGUACCUCUCUCUAAUAGCGCAAUCCAUCCGUCCAGCAUGGCUCUACGCGCUGUACCUCUCGCCAACUCACACCUCCCUCCUCACGAAACUAUACCUUCCGUCAUCGCCCCUCCUAUCCACCCCGCUAUUACAUACGCUCCGGUCCGCUGCGAGAGAGGAGAUUCUCAAAGCGACGAGACGACACUUGCUUCUCCCGGGACAAUUGUACGACGAGGCGAGGACGGCUUUUGAGGCGCUGGAUACGGCGCUUGGUAAGGUCGAGUGGUUCUUUGGGGGUUCUGAACCGGGCUUGUUUGACGCGGAGGUUUUUGCGUAUACGUACUUGAUUUUGGAUACCGAGUUUGGAUGGCAGGACGAUGAGUUGAGGGAUUGUGUGGGCGGGUGUGAGAAUCUGGUGGCACAUAGACGGAGACUUUAUGAGAGAUGUUGGAACUGA